Molecule: messenger RNA, 2490 nt
Organism: Phytophthora infestans T30-4
Lineage: Eukaryota; Oomycota; Peronosporomycetes; Peronosporales; Peronosporaceae
Exons: 3
Coding region: 1-2490 (829 amino acids)
Molecular function (GO): protein binding
Source: RefSeq, a predicted model, not a curated record
AUGCCAGCGACUCCGGAAGAAUUGGAAGAUGGAGGCGACAAGUCUUUGCGGCCGAGAUUUCUGCAGGAGCGGUCGGCGACAACUGUCCACAUUGCGCCUCAAGUCGUGGCCGAACCUACUCGUGUGCCUCGAUCAAAAGCGAGUGCCUUUCUCUUGGAUGUGCUAGCAAAGUCGAGAGGAAAUGUGACAGUGGAUAAUAGACGCUCACCGUUGGAACCUCUGCGUGCUGGAGUGACCAAUACAGUCCACUACGUUCCUCUGCACGGAGGAGAGCGAGGAGCUCCGCUGCGAAAGGCAGCAAAGAAUCGUCGAAAAUUAUCGACUAAUACGUCGUCAGACUUAGAGGGAAGCGAGAAACUUGACAGAACGAGAGAACGACGUGUUAGUGCGAGUCAGGAGCAGAUGAGUGCGGUUGUUCGAGCUCUUCAAGCGAGUAAACAGCAAAUGCAAGAGCAGCAGGACAUUCUUCAUAGUAUAUUACGCUAUAUCAACUCUAGUACAAGAGACGGCAAAGGGAAGCGACCAGUACUCCAAGAAAUGGUGGACUUGGGGAUCAUACCCGAACUGGCGAGUACUAUGCGUGAGUUCCGCUUUCAUACAGGACUGCAGAUUGGUGUAAUGACGAUUCUGUCGGCUUUAGCGGAGGAAUCAGCGCUAUAUGCGUACAUGAUGAGUGAGAAAACUAUCACUGUCCAUGCCACACAAGACCGCGUUGUGAUGUUGGCGUCAAGCUUGGUUCGAGCGAUUGAGGACUCCAAACACACUGUAAACAUUGCUGCCUACCAAGCGGAGAAGGCAGCAAACGCGAGUCAACAAUCCGCGACGUACACUGACACGGUAGUUGCUGCGAUUACUGCAAAGUCAAGACAAACCCUCUCGUCUCCUUCGCCAAUAGCAAAGUCCUUUCGAAGUUUGAACAGUGCGUCGUCUCAUGAGAAGAGAGGACUCGGAAGCGAGAGAACCGACUUGAGGUACUCAGCAGGGCGCCAACGCUCGGCAUUCUCCCUCGAUGUGGCUCCCCCCGCUCUGAGAUCGAACUACGGCUUGCUGAUCCCACAGAAACUGGUAAAAGCAGGAGCUUUAUCACUAGCGGUCGGCCACGAUAAAAACAAAUUCGGGAAUCAGCACGAUAAAUGUGAUCGUCCGUUGACAAGCUCGACUCGAAAGCCUUUAUCCCUUGAUUUGACGUCUCGAUCCCUCGCGACGGCAAUUUAUUCUGGUAGAGCAAUAUUUGUGGAACCAUCGCCACUAUCGAAGAGAUCAUCAUUCCGAGGAAGCUUCAGUGCCGGAGGUGUGCGAAGAAAACUAAGAGUUUCUAAGAAUAUUCAACGAGCUCACACCGAGCGACUACCUCCAACACAAAUAUUAAGAAAUGAGAGCUCUGCUCCUGGGAAACCCAAAAAAUCACGAACAAAUUCUAUGGAGAUCGAUGACGACGAUAGUGCCGCUAACAAUACAAAAGAAAGGGAAGAUGAGACCUAUGAUGAGAAGAGUCAAGACAGAGAGGAGAAUGGAAUAAAUGAAGAUGGAAAAGAAGAAGAGGAUGAGUCAUAUGAAGACGAUUUUGAUACGACUGGUGACGACGGAGACGAAGACAAGACGUUGCCAAGUCGCCGAGACAGCAGCCAGCUUGCGUCCGAUGGCGAGCUGAUAGACAUGUUGACCGAAAUCAAUGCGGCCACAACUAUACAGCGUCAGGUUCGGGGGCUAUUGGUUCGUCGAGAGUGUGUCCGAAAAACUAAUGCUAGUAGGAAUACUGGUAAACCUAAUAUGCGGUCGGCCCGCGGUGUCAAAAGUGGUAGGUGCGAUGCCAAAACCAAAGGAACCAAAGCAAAGCGCAUGUCGCUCUCAGCUCGUCAAUGUCAACACCAAGGCAGUAGGAAGCGUGAAAGCUUCCAGAGUGGAACUGGUUGUCGGCCGGUGAUACGAGUGAGGCCUGCGACAGCAAUGUCGCCAGCGAGCAAGCAGCUUUUAAAGGCGAAGCAAGGCAGUGAGAGCGAAAGCAUCGGAGCUAAGCAACUAAGUGCAAACGCUAUCAAAAGUCCAGAGAGGCCAUCUCAGCUUGGAGGAUUUUCAAUCGUCUCUACUAGCUCGAAUGAAGUUGAGCCCGAGCAAACAGCGGAAGAUGAUGUUGAAGUGGUGAAAGAACCUGCCGAUCCGGAAUCAUUGAAACAGAUCCAGACAUUGUACGCUGAAGGGUUACAGCACCACAAGGAGAACCACCUCGGUCUUGCCAUCGAUUGCUACGAGAAAGCGUUAGCCCUUCCCGGCGGACACAAUUUUGCCUCGCUGUAUGUGAAUCUCGGAUCUGCUUUGAUGGCUCAGAACAAGGUCUCAGAAGCGCUGGAGUCUUUCAAGCAGGCCAAGCACAUUCAGCCUAAUAACGUCAAGGCUAUCUUCAACUAUUCAGUGGCCUUACUGCACUUGGGCCGACCCAAAGAAGCGCAACACCAGGUACGUCUUCGCCUUUCCUUCGAAGAAUUUUCUUAA